Psilocybe cubensis is the source of this 765-nucleotide messenger RNA. RefSeq lists its product as uncharacterized. The record is from RefSeq and is a predicted model, not a curated record. Gene Ontology annotation, molecular function: protein binding. Lineage: Eukaryota; Fungi; Basidiomycota; Agaricomycetes; Agaricales; Agrocybaceae. The transcript has 4 exons. The coding region runs from base 1 to 765 and encodes 254 amino acids.
AUGAGUUUGCUGCAGGGUGUUCUCAAAUCAAACACCGAGGACCUCGAAAACGGCCUCAAGAACAUCCGCCAAAACAACAAGAGGCGCACAUCCUAUGAGGAGAAAGAAAGAGAAAAGGAUGAUUCAGAUGACAGUGAGCUCGUCAACGUUGUUUCUCUUCCUGGAACACCUGCCAGAACUAGGCCAUCGUCGCCUGUCCGCGGCGCAAAUACGCGCCUUUCCACCAAGUCCCCGCUGACAUCCACAGCGAACCGCCUUGAUCCACUCAAGGCCUUCCCUACCGAGCUUUCUCAGAAAAUCUUCACUAAGCUUUCCGUAAAAGAUCUAGCCAAAUGCUCUCUUGUUUCUAAGAAAUGGGCACGAAGUCAGACGCUCAAUUACGUUUGGUUUCAGCAUUAUCGAAAGGAGAACUUUCAUGACGACAGUCUUCCUCCUGGAAAAUGGACAAAGCGCGAGUCUAAACAGAAUUGGAGACAGGUGUACCUGAAAUCAGCUAAAGAUCGUUCACCCACUUCGACCUCCUUCUCUCGCACAGGGUCUGGGUAUAACUCUCCCUCUCGUAACAUGUCAGGCUACCAAACACCUCGUGAACUCAAAGAAGAACAAUGGAAGGCUGAGCUCGAAGCCGCGUCAAAACCUGGCAAGCUAGAAAUGCGGGAAAUGUACAAAGAGCUCGGGGGACGCAAGUCCCGGACGAAGACAAAGCUCGGCAGCUCUGGAAUCCGCGACAAGGGUGGUUGGGAUGACGGCGGCGAAAAUUGGUAG